UAAAGACACAUGUCCCACAAACAAAAAAUUAACAAGCACUUUACCAAAUCACUCUCAUCCAUCUCCUUCAAACCUUCAAUGGAGAAGAACUGCACCUAAUCUCUAAUCCAAUCCAAGAAACUAGAAAUGGCACAAGAGACACAAGCAAAAAUCCCAUCCUGUGAUUCAUACUUUGAGGCAAUCCAAUCCAGGAAAAAACUGCCAUUCCCUCUCCAACAAGUUCUCACCUCUGCCUUCUCUCAAAUCCCAGUCUCUUCAUUCCCAGAUGUUCCUUCUGGCAAAGUGGUGGAAAUUGAGGAAGAUACAAGCAUUAUUGAUGCAGUGAGGGUGCUGUCAGAGAACAAGAUAAUGGCAGCCCCAGUGAGGAAUUCAGGAGCAAGAGAUGAUUUGGAUUGGAAACAGAGGUAUCUGGGGAUUAUUGAUUACUCUGCAGUGAUUCUUUGGGUGAUGGAAAAUGCAGAGCUUGCUGCUAUGGCAUUGUCUGCAGGCACUGCAACUGCUGCUGGGGUGGGAUUGGGUGCAGUUGGUGCAAUGGGAGCUGUGGCUCUUGGAGCUACUGGUCCUGCUGCUGUGGCUGGGCUCACUGCUGCUGCCGUCACUGCUGCCAUGGCCGGAGGAUUUGCUGCAGAGAAAGGCAUGGGAAGGGAUGCUCCCUCUGCUGUUGAUCAUUUGGGAGAGGAUUUUUAUAAGAUUCUUCAGAAUGAGGAGCCUUUCAAGUCCACCACUGUGAAAUCUAUCAUUGAAUCCUACCGUUGGUCACCUUUCCUCCCUGUUUCGCCAGAUACAUCGAUGCUCACUGUACUGCUAUUGCUUUCAAAAUAUAGAUUGAGAAAUGUUCCAGUAAUUGAGAUAGGAAGACCCGGUAUUCGAAAUUUUAUAACUCAAUCAGCUGUUGUUCAAGGCCUCCAACAGUGCAAAGGUCGCGAUUGGUUCGACACAAUUUCUUCUCGGUCACUCUCAGAUCUCGGCCUUCCUUUCAUGCCAUGUAAUGAGGUUAUUACUGUAAAAAGCAAUGAAUUGAUAUUGGAAGCUUUCAAGAGAAUGAAAGAUAACCGAAUCGGUGGCCUCCCAGUUACAAAGGAAUCGAGCAGGAAUAUCGUCGGCAAUGUGAGCAUACGAGACAUCAGACACUUACUACUCAAGCCAGAACUUUUCUCCAACUUCAGUCAGUUAACAGCUAUGGAUUUCCUGAAGAGGACAAUUGAUCUGGCAAGGCCAAUGGUGACAUGCAAAUCCGAUGAUCGGCUCGGAAUUGUGAUUGAUCGGCUAGCGUCGGCAUCGGCUCACCGAGUUUAUGUAGUUGAUGGUGAUGAUUCUGAACUUGUUGGUGUAGUGACACUAAGAGAUGUGAUAUCAUGCUUUGUGUAUGAACCUCCUGGCCAUUUUGAUGCAUAUUUUGUGCUUGCCAUUAAGGAUAUGUUGAGCCAGUGAACUGUGCCAAAUGCCAAUCUUUUUCAUUGUUUCCUUGGCUUCUGUUUUUCCUUUUUUAGUGAAAGAAUAAGUUUGGGCCAAUUUGUUUUUGUUUUUGGGCUGAUGAUUUUAU
Dioscorea cayenensis subsp. rotundata (Guinea yam) is the source of this 1543-nucleotide messenger RNA. RefSeq names its product SNF1-related protein kinase regulatory subunit gamma-1-like. The record is from RefSeq and is a predicted model, not a curated record. Lineage: Eukaryota; Viridiplantae; Streptophyta; Magnoliopsida; Dioscoreales; Dioscoreaceae. The coding region runs from base 127 to 1431 and encodes 434 amino acids. The transcript is spliced from 5 exons.